UCGGCUCGGCUCGGCUCGGCUCGGCUCGGCUCGGCUCGGCGGCGCGUUGGAGGCUUCGCCCCUCGGUCCUGUGCGGGUCCCCGAGGCGGUGGCUCCGCGGGGCGGGUGCGGCCGCGCUGCCCGGCAGGCGGGGGAGGCCGGGCAUCCGCCCUCGGCAGGCGCCGCGGCGGCACCGCCGUCCCCGCGCAGCCUGUCCCGCGGGCGGCGGGGCUCAGCGCCGGUGCGGAGGCAGCGGGAGCCGGGCGGAGUCUGACAGCGCUCCCCGCGAGUCCUGGCGCCGGGGCGGUGGUGUCUGUCUUUCGGAGUUACGGGGAAAAGCGUUGCUUGUGCUGAGGCCGGUAACUUCCUAUUUCGUUACAUCCCAUCGCAGUCGCGGCGAGGCAGAGGUCACUGUUAGGCGAAACGGCCGUUCAGCAGCUCCGCAUUUCCUGCCCAGAUAGUGAAAAAGAAAUGUUCAACUGUUUGAUUUGGAUGUUCGUCCUGCUUUGCAGCUGUAUAGCAGAUGAAAACUCUAUCAGAGAUGCUGACAUUUUUCCUUCAUCACCUGAAAUUGAAAGAGGAUCCACCCUGAAACUGUUUUGUGUUCUUGGAAAACGCUACACACCUCACAGAAAUGCAAGCCACAUCAUCUGGAAAUUGAAUCAUGAAUUAGUUCCUUGGGAGAACUAUGACAUUGUGAACGAGACUGUAUCUAGUAUAACCAUCCAUAAUUUCACUUACAGCAAAGCUCAUGUGAAAUGUUUCACUAAGUACUUGGGCAAGGAACAACUUUUGGUUCACACUGAAGUUAAAACUGGCUUUCCACCAGAAACGCCAGGAAAUAUUUCCUGCAUUUAUUACUUUGAUGCUAAACUUACCUGCACCUGGACUUCAGGAAGAGAAACACAUCUUAUGACAAACUAUACUCUUUACCGAAAAAUGAUGACAGAAGGAGGCGUGACUCUUCCAAAUACAGUGCGCUCCUGCCAAAACAAAACGGAGUCAUGCUCAUUUGUCUAUCCAGAUACUCCAUUUAGUAGUUCUUUUUGUUUUCAGGUGAAAGCUGAAAAUGUUUUGGGUGAAGCCUCAUCAGAUUGUGUUCCUAUACCUAUGGAAAAAAUAGAGAAAUUUGAACCUCCUGAAAUACUUUCAGUUAAAAAAAUCACUGGUAUAAAGCAGUUGCUUACAGUAACCUGGAAAAUGCCUGAGAAGAUUAUCCCUUCACAAGAUUUAAUUUGCCAGGUUCAAUACAGAAACUUGUAUUCAAACUCUUCGGAAAUUGUCACUGUCCCACAGAAUUCUGCAGAGAAAACAGGAUCCUGUAAUCUCACAGGUCUGUGGGACUCCACAGAAUAUUCAGUUGCCAUUCAGUGUAGGAGUCUUGAGUCAAUAUUCUGGAGUGAGUGGAGUAAGGAGAAAACAGCAAGCACAGAAGAGGAAGCUCCUUCAGAAAAAGUGGAUUUGUGGAGGGUAAUUGAGUCUUCACACUCAGCUGGAAGUAGAUCUGUAUAUCUUAUGUGGAAGCCAUUAAACAGCUUUCCACCUUCUGGGAGAAUUCUAGGCUACAAAAUACAGUAUUUUCCAGAAAACCAUCCUGGACUUCAAAUGACAAACAACUCUACUGAUGAGAAGAUUAUUUUACUUUUAAAUGAAGAGGCAUAUAACAUAUCUAUUACUGCCUAUAACUCUGCUGGAAAUUCUCCUGAAGCUAUUUUGCGGAUUCCAUCCACUGGUGAAAAAACUUCUCAGAUUAUUGAAACAGUGAGGACCUUUACAACAAAUGAAGAAGUGGUUGUGGAAUGGAUAGCCUCCGAACCAGAAGUAACCGAAUAUGUAGUUGAGUGGUAUGAGGAAUUGGAGACAGAUCCUUUUAGUAGAUCAUGGCAAUAUGUAUCAAAUUCUACAAACUGGAAAACUAACAAAAAAAACUUUAAACCAUUUAUAUGCUAUAACAUCUCAGUGUACCCUGUCUAUGGAUAUAAAGUAGCAGCUCCAUAUUCAGUACAAACUUAUGUUCAAGAAAAAAAGCCAUCAGAAGGACCUGUGGCUGACACAGGCAUUCCAGGGAAAAAUGAAGUUACAAUAAAAUGGAAGGAGAUUUCAAAGGAUAAAAGAAAUGGAUUUAUCAGUAACUAUACAAUAUUUUAUAAACCUGAAGAUGGAAAAGAAUUGAAUGAAACAGUGAACUCUGAUGUUCUGCAAUACAGACUGAAGUCCUUACAGGCUAAUACGCAAUAUACUGUCUAUAUCAUGGCAAGCAAUGAAGCUGGUGGAACCAGUGGAGAGCCAAAAACCUUCAAGACUUUGAAAUUCAAUAAAGAAGAUAUUAUUUUCAUUGCUCUACCUGUUGGAGUAAGCAUGUUGUUUCUGUUAGGCCUUUGGAUAACAUGCAUUUUGAAAAAACACGCGUUUAAAAAGGUUUGCUGGCCUGAUAUACCCAAUCCUGCAGAGAGCAUUGCAGUGGAGUGGCCUCUUGAUACAUCCAUGAAUAAUUCAUUUUUGAAGGGAGUGACACCUGAGGCUAAAACCAUAGACUGUGAAGACAUAAGUGUUUUGGAACAUUGUUUCCCUGAAGAAAGUCAGGAAGGAUCACUACUAAUGAAUUGUGAAAACCAUGUUUCUGAAUGUACUGAUAUUAAUACAAAAGGCAUGAUUAACGGAGAUAAACAGAUACUGUAUAAUGAAGAAAAUGAAGUUGCUAAAUGUUUUUCACCAUCCAUGCCUUAUAUAAUUACUGAUCAAGAUAUCAGAAGUCAAAUGCAUUCAGCUUUGAUACCAGCGAAGGAAAUCCACGCCGUAGAAAUGCUGGAAGAUGAUUUAUGUGAAUCCCAACAGACUUCAAUUAAAAAUGAAGAAGAUGAUAAUGAAGAAGUUUUAAAGCUGGAAGAUUUCAGUGAAAAAGCACUGUUCAAUCCAUACCUUAAAAAUUCUGUUAAAACAAGGGAAUUUCUUAUUUCUGAGAACUUGCCAGAACACAGUAAGAAUGAACCCAAAAGCCAGUCAGCUGUCUUACCUCCUUUUCAACAAAAUGUUGCAGGACAGUCUUACAUAACACUGGACAUGUUUGGGCUGGCCACAGCUCAUUAGCGUGAGAAAACUUUCGUUUGUAAAGUCCCCUUGUGAUAUGUAUCUUGGCACUGCUGCUCAUAUGUAUUCAUAUGUUCUAACCUGGCAGAUCUCAGUUAAUUUGGAUGAAAACACCCCCUUCCUUUGAACAGCUGUGAAGUAAUUUUUUGCACUGUGUUCAUACCCAUCAGGGUUCACUUUCAGUGUGGGGUGGGUUUUUUUUUUUUUGCUUGUUUUUGUUUUUUUUACCAGAUAGAUGUGCCAGUAGUGAGGCAAAGGAAGUAGCUUUUCUUAUUUCUUCUUAGUUCUCCCAUAUCAGUCUGAUGAAGCAAACUGAUCUUUACUGCCGGAGCAUCCAGCAGUGCAAGCAGCUCACCGAUUUUUUUCCCCCCGGCAACCAGUUCCCAUGGCUGAGCAUUGCUGGGGAAGUGGGGACUGACUUGAACAGAGCCAGGAUCUGCCGAAUCCUUCCUUAAGUCACGUGGAGUAGAACUACUUUCCUGUUCUUAUUUCCCUUGAUUGUUUUAUAUCUUAUUUUAUGUAUAGUGUUCCUCCUGCUCUGCAAAUACUUGGUAGAUUUCAGUAAUUGUCUUUUUGCAUCCUGACUCUUGAAUUAGUGGUUUUGCUCAUAGUUUCUCUGUCUUUAUUGAGAGGAUAUUUGUUAUGUAUAUGCUAUUGACUUAUCUGCAUUUUGGAACAGGUAGGAUUAUGCUGGCUUUGUUGCUUCCUUCCCUUUCUCUUAUGUUUUUAAUCAUCCUCUGCAUUUUGUGCUGCUGUUCUCUCCUGUUUGUUUACUGCCUUUAAAAACUCUGUUUACUGCAGGAUAUCUUCUUAUCUUGUUCCUUUGCCUCUAAUUCUCCCAGUUUAAAACUGUGUUUCCUAGUUGAGGUUUUGAUAUUUUGGACUGAAAAAAAAUUCAACUAAAUACAGCAUCCUGUGUUGGAAUAAACACUGAAUUUAUAUUUAGGAAAUUAUUUUUCUGGGAAGUAUUGGAAAAAACCCUAAGUUUACAAAAUAUCUCCACAUAUCCUCUGGUAACUGAUUUAGGAUUGGAGAUUUCUACAUGAAGGCUAUAACUUUCGUAAUUUGUUUUAUGAUUUUGAUAAGUCAUAAAACUACUUGUAGUUUCCAUUUUAUACAGCAGCAAUUAAGCAGGAAGGUCUCCAUCACACUAUUUUUUUUCAGCAGGAAAGAGGCUAUACUGUAAAAUUCUUAACAAAAUAUAUACUCUUGUUAAAUGACAUGUUAAAAAAAAGAGAUGGAGAGUCAACUCUAAGUCAAAUGUGUUGAAAAGGGGUGUUCGGUAUGACACGUGGCAUAUAGCAGUUUUAAGACUUCAAACUAUUUUCACAGUAUUUAAAGGCUUGACGUUAUCAGUCUUGUUUGUGCAUAACUACAGACUUCUUUAGGAGUGAAAAAGAUACAGGAGUCAUGGGGAUAGAAAGUGAGAGACAAAUGUGAAUAGGAAUAGAAAGCCUUUCCAUUCUGUGCAGGAAGAGGAGUGGGAGAAUGGAAAAUACAUUGUCCAGCAUGAAUGAGGAGGCUGAGCCUUACCCUGGAUGUAUUGGCUCUUACUUGCAUUGUGUUGGGGAAGAUAGGGUAAAGCUUGCAUGUAGGCUUUUAAUGUAUAGUUUGGAAGCUGCUUUUACUUAUAGCAAUGUUUGUUUAGUUUCCAAGAAAGAAUGAGAAAGUAAUUUCUGCAAAUGAUCCUUGUACAGCAAUGCUGAUUUCCACUGCCCCAAGUUUGUUGAAUCACUUUCCCAACCACAGUGCUAUAAGCCAAAAUGUAUGUAUAUUUGUUCUUAAAAGCCCUUGCUUACUUAUCUAAGUCAUGCUCUGAAAUGAGCAUGGGACACAGCUUUGCUUGGGUCAAUGUUCCUGCUUCACUCGCUUCCAGACUUGUCACUCACAGCUACAUUGCCAUUUCCUAGGAUUCAGAAGUCACUGACUCAGGCACAGCAGUUUUUUUCCCCUUAAAUCUCAGUAUUUGUUUUAAUAUCACAAGAUUUUAAAAUAAACAGAUACAGACGUAUUUUGGGGCUUGUCUAGGAAUUGUUUAGCAGCCAUGUGAAAGCUGCAUUCUCUGAGUUUCAUGGUUGAGUUAGUUAAAAAAUAAAAAUAAUGCAACCUUUAAGAGAUUGUUAGAAAGGGGAGGUCCUUGCUGGGUGGUUUGUGCAGGGUCUCUCUGUAACAUCUAUUAGCUUCUGGAGGGUAAGUAAUAACCUGCUUUUCUAUCCCAUUUUAUUUCCUUCUCUGUUGCUAUUCUGCUUUUCUCUCCUCACUUCUGAUUUCCUUGCCCAUUAUUUUCUCUGAGAAGGAGUAAUGUAAUAAGUGUGCUCAGUACAUCUCAGAAAUUAGGGCUGCUUUGGAAUGCCAGCUUUUUGGACUUGGUUUGUUUUGCAUUGAGAGUUGUACUCUUUCUGACCUUUUACAAUUUGUCUUUCAAACUAAUGCUGUGAACAAUGAAAAAAAUAAAACUGAGAGCACGUGGAAAA
Aquila chrysaetos chrysaetos is the source of this 5540-nucleotide messenger RNA. RefSeq names its product interleukin 31 receptor A (gene IL31RA). Gene Ontology annotation, cellular component: signaling receptor complex; external side of plasma membrane. Gene Ontology annotation, molecular function: cytokine binding; cytokine receptor activity. The transcript has 16 exons. Lineage: Eukaryota; Metazoa; Chordata; Aves; Accipitriformes; Accipitridae. Gene Ontology annotation, biological process: cytokine-mediated signaling pathway. The record is from RefSeq and is a predicted model, not a curated record. The coding region runs from base 451 to 3066 and encodes 871 amino acids.